ACCACCCCUCAACUUCUUCGACAAACACGUGUACAACCCAUAAUCGCCAACAUGUCCAACUACUCGCAGCAAUCAUAUGGCGCGCCCAUUCGACCUGCCUUCACUGCCCUUCAGUCAUCAAGUACUUCGACCGCAAGCUACAACAGCAACGCCUCCAGCCUUGCCUCACGCUCGUCAACAGCGUCUGCCCCACCCGUCUCUCCGUCAACGAGUCCCCAGAACCAACAGUACUUUGGCUCCCUGAACCAGCAGUCGCAACAACUCCAACCCCAACAUCGCCUCCAGGCACAGCGACACCCCAGCUUUGAGUACCAGCCAAACCGAACAGGAGCAGGCCAAACUGCAGCCGAGACUACAAACUACCUCAACCAGGCUGCGCUCCUUGCCGAGGCUGCGAAACGAGCACAGAUGGCUUGCGUGAUGCGAGAUCUCGACGGCAUGGAGUUAUAAUUUCGCCACAAGACCUGGGCAUGGAAUCACAUGGUUAUGCUGAAGGCUACUUUUUCAACACGAACAUAGCCUGGCGGUUCUAAAAGUACAACUUUGCCGGUUAAACUCGGCCGUAAGCAGUCACUUCUUGCAUCUCCAACCGAGUGGGUCCAGACAACAAAUUCUUUCUACUCUCGCAAGCUCAUCUACUCCACCAUUCUCACCGGAAAUUCUCGCCAUGACCACAAUUUGCUGAAGUCUCUGGGUAAGCCAGAGUUUUCUGGCUACAUCAUACCGUUCCACUAUUUCUCCUACGCGGUGGCAAACAAACUUCAAUUCAACUGUACAUACUUCUCCACCAUCGGACCGACUGGUCUUUUUUACCUUGUCAACUUUCAUAGCUCGGAGUUUACAUGGCAAUAUCUUAGCAGCACACCGGGAACAUUGCUACAUUUCACAUGUUUUCAGACGCAGCUUUCGAGUCUAGACUGUUCUAAGGAUUCAUAAUAGCACAAGUGCAUUGGGCACUAUAUAUAGAUUAUGCAUGCAGAUGCGGGACAUAGGAUCAAUGGAGACACUUGUCC
This is a messenger RNA of Pyrenophora tritici-repentis Pt-1C-BFP, 1013 nucleotides long. RefSeq names its product Tymo-45kd-70kd domain containing protein. Lineage: Eukaryota; Fungi; Ascomycota; Dothideomycetes; Pleosporales; Pleosporaceae. The record is from RefSeq and is a predicted model, not a curated record.